Haliaeetus leucocephalus (bald eagle) is the source of this 6621-nucleotide messenger RNA. RefSeq names its product zinc finger protein 729-like. The transcript has 11 exons. Lineage: Eukaryota; Metazoa; Chordata; Aves; Accipitriformes; Accipitridae. The record is from RefSeq and is a predicted model, not a curated record. Gene Ontology annotation, biological process: regulation of cytokine production; negative regulation of transcription by RNA polymerase II; regulation of immune system process.
AGGGAGGGAGAGGAGCAUGCGGAGACCUAAACACUGCCCAAUUAGCAUUAACGAAGACAAUAACCAGAAAAGGGUUGCUGGUCGCACUAAUGAGUGGUCUUCCACCUACCAGUAGAACUCUGAAGUUCUACCAAGAGCUUUGCAGCUGGUAACGGGACAGACAGUGAGAAGAAGAAGUUGUUUUCCCAGCCCAUGGAAGAGCACAGGGUGAUGCUGGAAGGACCCAGAGAGGAGCCGCAGAGCCCCAAGGUGGACAUGGACCACGAUGUUCAGCAUCAGCCAGAUGAUAAGGAAGGUAGCCAAGUACCAAGAAGACCCCGAAAAUGCUCUUUCAAAGGGACGUAUGCUGAAGACCUUCAAGAAGACGCAAGCCAACCAAGGAGUAGCUCCACACAGAAGGUGUACAAGUGUGGGGAGUGCAAGAAGAUCUUCACCUGGGGGAGCAGCCUGACCCGUCACCGACGGAUCCACACGGGAGAGAAGCCCUUCAAGUGCCUGGAUUGUGGGAAGAGCUUCACGCAGAGCGUGGUCCUCCUGCGUCACUGGAGGACACACACCAGGGAGAAGCCCUUUCUCUGCACCACGUGCGGGAAACGCUUCUCCUGGCGCUCGGACCUCACUACCCACCAACGCAUCCACACCGGAGAGAGACCGUACCCCUGCUCGCACUGCGAGAAGACCUUCCGGAAGAGGUCUCACCUCAUAAGGCAUGAGCAAGUCCUCCACAAUGGCACCGAGAGCUCCCAGCUGAAGCCAGGACAACCACCCCAGGUGCUGAGGGAGAAAUUGGAGACCAAGAAGGAGCAGACACUGAUGAGACAAGGGGGGGGCAUGAAGAACACCCGUGCAGCCACCAGCAAGCCGGUGACCCAUGCUAAGCCGAAGACCCAUAUAUGCCCAGAAUGUGGGAAGACCUUCUGCUGGAGAAACAGCCUGAGACGCCACCAAAGAAAUCACACGGGAGAACGACCCUACAAGUGCCCAGAUUGCGGGAAGACUUUCAAUGACUUCUCCAACCUUGUCACCCACCACAGGAUCCAUAAGGGAGAGAGACCGUACGAAUGCCCCGAGUGUGGGGAGUGCUUCACCCAGAACUCGAGCCUUUCCAGACAUCGGAGGACCCACACUGGUGAAAAACCUUUUUCCUGCUCUGAUUGUGAGAAAUCCUUUACUCAGAAGCAAAAACUUAUCUUGCACCAGCGGAUCCACACUGGGGAGAUGCCGUACAGCUGCCAGCAAUGCCAGAAAACCUUUCGGACCAGCUCCCACCUCGCCACACACCAGCAGAACCACACGCAGGAGAGCUCCUAUGCAUCAUCGCCCCCCGCCCGGCCGCUGCCCCCGCCGCCCCCCGCAGCUGACAGGAUGGCGGAUGGGAAGGAAAAGAGUCUGGAGGAACCAGAAGGAUCUGAGCUGCUUUGCGACCCAUUUGAGGUGGACAUCCCCCAAGAACUAAACCCAAUGGUGCAGCACGACUGUGAGAGUCAACCACAAGCCCCUGAAGAACCAAGUAAGGCCGCCCAUGGACGCCCAUCACCGCGGAAGGGUGGACGGCUGCAAGCUCGCCGUGGGAGCCGUGCAACGAAGAAACCCUAUAGCUGCAGCAAGAGUGGGGCCACCUACGAGGCCCCCUAUAGCUGUCCUGACUGUGGGAAGCUCUUCACUCGGAGGUCCUUCCUCAUCCCCCACCAGCGCAUCCACACCGGCGAAAAGCCCUUCACCUGCCAUGAGUGCGGGAAGGGUUUCCGAGUUGGUUCAGCUCUCAACAAGCAUCAACGGAUCCAUACGGGUGAGAAACCCUAUAAGUGCUCGGACUGUGGGAAGCGUUUCCGUCUCACCUCCACCCUCAGCACCCAUCGGAAGAUCCACACCAGGGAAAAACACUAUGUCUGCCUCGUUUGCGGAAAGACCUUUCGGUUGAGUGCGUAUUUACAGGCCCAUGAAGCCACCCAUAGCGUGGACAACCCUUUUCGGUGUCUUGCAUGCGGGAAGAACUUCAGCUUGAGACGGUACCUGGCCAUUCAUCAGCGGAUCCAUACGGGAGAGAAGCCGUUCAAGUGCUCGGUAUGCAGGAAGGUCUUCAACCGGAGAUCGACCCUUAUCGUUCACCAGCGGGUCCACACUGGGGAGAAACCCUACAAGUGCCCUGAAUGCGGGAAGGGCUUCAUCAUGAGUUCAGACCUCCUUGCCCAUCGGAGAAUCCACACCGGGGAGAAACCCUACAACUGUCUCAACUGCAAUAAAAGCUUUCGGUUGAGCUCCCACCUCACGAGACACCAGCGAAGCCACACCGGGGAGAGACCGUACAAAUGUAUGGAUUGCGGGCAAAGCUACACAGACAGCUCUGGACUCAUCAAACACAAGAAGAUCCACAUGGAAAAGAAGAAGAGGGCAUCUCAGGGAGCCCAUGCCGGGGAAGGACGUUAUAAAUGCCCCUACUGUAGUAAGAGCUUCUAUGCAAAGUCAGCUCUGGUCCUUCACAGGGCUACCCACGUUGGAGAGCGACCCUAUAGAUGCUCCAAGUGUGAGAAGACCUUCAGCCACAGCGCAACCCUACUGAAACACCAACGAAUCCAUACGGGGGAGAGACCCUUCAAGUGUCCCAACUGUGAGAAGUGCUACAACGAUGGCUCAACCCUUCGGAGACACCAGAGGAGCCACACUGAGGAGAAACCCUAUAAGUGUCCCAGUUGUGAGGAAUGUUUUGGUGCCAUUGCAGCUCUCCUGAAGCAUCAGCGGUUCCACACCGAGGGGAGACCUUACAGAUGCUCUGACUGCGGGAAAAAUUUCCACUCUAAUUUUCUCCUCGUCACCCACCAACGAAUCCACACGGGAGAAAAACCCUACACCUGCCCCAUCUGCAACAAAAGCUUCCGCCAAGCCUCCCACUGUACGAGGCACCAGGAGAUUCACAGGAGGACCAGGGCUGGAGAAAGACCGACCAUCUGCGAGGAAUGCGGCCAGAGCUUCAGCCGUAGCUCGAACCUGGUGGUCCACCAGCGGUUGCAUGCCGGCGAGAAGCCCUACAAGUGCUUGGAGUGCGGGAAGAGCUUCAGCCGUAGCUCCCACCUCAUCACCCAUCAACGUCUGCACACCGGGGAGAAGCCCUACAAGUGUCCUGAUUGCGGGAAAAGCUUCAGCGACAGCUCCACUCUCAUCACCCACCAACGCUUGCACACCGGUGAGAAGCCCUACAAAUGCCCCGAUUGCGGCAAGGGCUUCAACCAGAGCUCCAACCUCACGUCCCACCAACGCACCCACACCGGGGAAAGACCCUACAAGUGCCCCGAGUGUGGGAAGAGCUUCAGCGUCAGCUCCUACCUGAUCCGCCACCAGAAGAUCCACACCGGGGAGAGACCCUAUAAGUGCGAGGAGUGCGAGAAGACGUUCAGCCAGAGCUCCAGCCUCAUCAUCCACCAGCGUGUCCACACCGGGGAGAAGCCCUACAGAUGUGUUGACUGCGGGAAGUGGUUUAGGAACAGCUCGGACCUCAUUAGGCAUCAGCGGACACAUACGGGUGAGAGACCCUACCGCUGCCCUGACUGCGGGAAGAGCUUCAACCGCAGCUCCAACCUGAUGACCCACCAACGCAUCCAUACCGGGGAGAAGCCCUACGAGUGUCCUGAGUGCGGUAGGAGCUUCACCGUGAGUUCUGCCUUGAUUAAACACCAAAGGACCCACCGGGAAGGGAAGCCCUAUGAGUGCCCCGACUGUGGGAAGAGCUUUAUACGCUGUUCGAAUUUCAUUACCCAUCGAAGGACCCACGUUGGGUAGAGACCUGAUGACAUCUGCGGGGAGGGUGGGAGAAGUUUUCCCUGUGGACCAUCCCUGGCCACCCACGGGCAAGUCCACACCAGUGAGAAGCCCUAUAAUUGUCCUGAGUGUGGGAAGAGCUUUGGGCGCAGCUCCCACCUCAUCGCCCACCAGCGUACCCACACCCACGAGCAACCCUACAGUUGUCCCGACUGCAGGAAGAGCUUCAACCAAAGGUCCAACCUCCUCAUCCACCAGCGGGUCCACACGGGAGAGAGACCCUAUGGAUGUCCUGAGUGUGGGAAGAGCUUCAGCUAUAGGUCUGUCCUCCUGAUCCACCAGAAGACCCACACUGGGGACAAGCCUUACACUUGCACCGACUGCAGGAAGAUCUUCAGCCACAGCUCGGACCUGACCAAGCACCACCGGAUCCACACUGGAGAGAGACCCUACAGUUGUGCCGAGUGUGGGAAGACCUUCAGCCUCCAUUCCCACCUCCUCUCCCAUCAGAGGACCCACAAGGGCGAGAAGCCCUAUGCUUGCCCCGAGUGCGGGAAGAGCUUCAACGAUAGCUCCAACCUGAUAACCCACCAACGUAUCCACACUGGGGAGAAGCCCUACAGAUGCCCCGAGUGUGAGAAGGGUUUUGGACGCCUCUCGCAUCUCUACCGGCACCAGAGGACCCACACGGGGGAGAAGCCCUUCACCUGCUUGAGCUGCGGGAAGAGCUUCAGUGAGAGCUCCUCCCACUUCAGCAAACACCGGCGGACCCACACCGGUGAGAAACCCUUCCUCUGCCUCCAUUGCGGUAAGAGCUUCAACGUCAGCUCCAACCUCUACCGGCAUCAACGGGCUCAUGCUGCCGAACGGCCAGGUCCACCGGCUCCACCGGCACGUCCCCGUGGAUUGCCGUAUAAAUGCGAGGAGUGCGGGAAGAGUUUUCGCCGUAACAAGGAGCUGGUGACCCACCAACGGUUGCACACCGGUCGGUUGCCCUUCCAAUGCAGUCACUGCGGUAAGAGCUUCAGUUGGAGCUCCCAUUUUGACCGUCACCAACGUGUCCAUACUGGUGAGAAGCCCUACCAGUGCCCUGAAUGCGGUAAGCGUUUUAGCCGUAGCUCUCACCUCUACCGGCACCAACGCACCCAUGCCGGCGGUCGCUCUUACAUCUGCACUUAUUGCGGGCGUAGUUUUGGUAGCACCCUCCAUUUUGACCGGCACCAACGUACCCACACCGGCCAACGACCCUACAAGUGCACCCUAUGCCGGAAGAGUUUUGGUGAUGGGCCGGCAUUGGUCAAACACCAACGCCUUCAUCUGGGUGAUGGUCCUUUCCGUUGCGAAGAGUGUGGUAAAGCCUUCGGCGCCCGCGCCCAAUAUGCCCGGCAUCGGCGUAGCCUCCACGGUGGCGGUGAGAAACCGUACCGUUGCGGUGAUUGCGGGAAGAGUUUUUCCUGGAGCUCUCAUUGGGAACGACAUCAACGUAUCCAUACUGGCGAACGACCCUACCAAUGCGGGGACUGUGGCAAACGUUUCGGCCGGACCUCCCAUCUCUACCGGCAUCAACGUACCCAUGCUGGCGGGCAACCCCACAUCUGUGCUGAUUGCGGGAAGAGCUUCAACAGCACCCUACACUUCCAUAAGCACCAACGGGCUCACGCCGGUCCCCGGCACGCCUGUCCCGAUUGCGGCAAGGCGUUUGCUGAUGGUUCAGCGUUGGCUAAGCACCGACGGGCACAUGCCGGUGAGAAGCCUUUCCCUUGCCCACAGUGUGGACGGCGUUUCGGCGUCAGGUCCAACCUUGCCCAGCACCGGCGUAUCCACACUGGUGAACGGCCUCACCGUUGCGGUGAUUGUGGCAAAGGCUUCAUCCAACGCUCUGACCUGGAGCGGCACCGGCGGGUUCACACCGGUGAACGGCCAUAUCCUUGCGGCGACUGUGGCAAACGCUUCAGCCGAGGCUCCAACCUUACCCAACACCGGCGCAUCCAUACUGGUGAACGGCCAUUUGCUUGCGGCGAUUGCGGCAAAGGUUUCAUCCAACGCUCCGACCUGGAACGGCAUCAACGGGUACACACCGGCGAACGACCCUAUACCUGUGCCGAAUGCGGUAAAAGCUUCAGCGUCAGCUCCCACCUCGACCGGCACCAGAAGAUCCACGCAGCCGAACAGAAACCCUACAAGUGUGGGGAAUGUGGAAAGGGUUUUGGGCAACGUUCGGCGCUGGUUAAACACCGGCGUAUCCAUACCGGAGAGAAACCCUACGCCUGCGGGGAUUGCGGAAAGGGUUUCAUCCAGAAGUCGGACCUGACCAUCCAUCGCCGGAUGCACACCGGGGAGAAACCUUACCGUUGCAGUGAGUGCGGUAAAUGCUUCAGCGUCUCCUCCAACCUCAUCACCCAUCAACGUACCCACCUCGGCGAGAAGCCCUACCAAUGCCCCGAAUGCGGCAAGAGCUUCAUCCAACGGUCCGAGCUCACCAUCCACCAGCGCGUCCACACCGGCGAGAAGCCCUACAAGUGUCCCGAGUGCGGCAAGUGCUUCAGCCGUAGCUCCCACCUCAACCGCCACCAACGCACCCACGCUGGGGACAAGCCCAAAGCCACCGCUGCUGCCGCCACCGCUGCUGCCAACCCCUCUGGCGCCUUCUCCAGCACCGCCUUCUCCCCGCCGUUGGGCGGUUCGGCAGCCCCCAUCCCCUCCCUGCCCUCCUUCCCUGCCUCCCCCUCGCCCCUGCCCAUCCCUUCCCUCUCCAGCCCUACCCUGGACCUGCCGUGGGCCCUCUCCUUCCCUGCCCGCGCCUUCCCCCACCCCUCCUUCCCCUCGGCCCCCGCCUCGGGGGCCCAGACCUCCUCCCUCAUCAACUGA